AGAACAAUUUUUUGUUUCUCUUCCCUAGAUUUGAGGUUGAGUCCGAAGAAGUCUAGCAUUUCAAUCCUAGAAAAUUUACUAAAUUUAAACCGACCCCUUUUGUCCAUGUGUUUGUUUCCCGUCAAUUCCUCUUUCUCCCUCACGUUUUCAAGCUCACUUCUCCCCCAUCCUCAUGCACCCUCCCUCUUGCCACCACCCCCUCCAAAAAAAUCACAUUUUUUUGUGAACCCACAAAAUAAAUUAGACAACUUCACAUUUAUAUUCAUCACGCCAGAUUGUGUCUCCUUCCCAGAUUUCUAUCCGUUCACAUAACUUGGGUUUCUCUGCCUUUGAUUACACUUUUCCCCAUAUUUACAGUUAUUGGUGGUGGCGAUGGAUACUGGGAGGAGGCAUUUGCCUUUGUUUCUGAAUUUAUUGUUGGUGGUUGAGCUCAUGUUUGUGGUGCAGGGCAAUGUGGUGUUUGAAGUUCGCCACAAGUACGGCGGUGCAAAGGCGCAGUUGAGACAGCUGAGGGACCACGACUCGCUGCGCCAUGGCCGUAUGCUCGGCACCGUUGAUUUUAUGUUGGGCGGUGACAGUUCCCCCACCAGUACUGCGCUCUAUUACACAAAAAUUACAAUUGGAAAUCCUCCUGUUGACUAUCAUGUCCAGGUUGAUACAGGAAGUGAUAUUGUAUGGGUGAAUUGCAAAGACUGUGAGAAUUGUCCCACCAAAACUGGUCUCCGUAUAACCUUGAGGCAGUAUGAUUUGAAGGCCUCCUCCACUGGAACAGUUAUCACUUGUGACCAACAGUUUUGUACUGCUGUAUCUGAAACAAAUCAAAAUUGCAAGGCUGGAAUGAACUGCGCAUAUACAGUCACUUAUGGAGAUGGGACCAAAACCGAAGGAUACUAUGUCCGAGAUGACUUCAAACUUGAUCAAGUAACUGGAAACCAUCAAACCUCAGCGAUGAAUGGAUCCAUAGCAUUUGGGUGCUCAACUAAACAAGCUGGAGACACUUCAUCUUCUCAAGCCAUUGAUGGGCUAAUUGGUUUUGGACAAGACAAUACGUCCAUCAUUUCACAGCUUGCUUCGCUUGGAAAGGUGAAAAGGGUCUUUUCACAUUGCUUGGAUUCAAAGAAGGGAGGUGGCAUAUUUGCUAUAGGGGAAGUUGUGGAGCCAAAAGUAAAUAAAACACGGCUGGUCCCGAGACAGCUACAUUAUAAUGCUGUUAUGGAAGCUAUUGAUGUGGGUGGUAAACAGCUAGACUUUCCCAAAGGUAUAUUUGGUCUACCAACCAGUUUAAAUGCUGUAAUUGACAGUGGUACAACCUUGGCCUAUCUUCCAUCUGAUCUUUAUAAACAGCUGAUGGAUAUGAUCAUGGCACAGCACCAGGAAAUAAAACUUCAUACGGUUGAGGAACUGUUCAAAUGCUUUUGGUACAGUGGGAAUAUUGAUGAUGGAUUUCCAGUUAUAAAAUUUCAUUUCGAGGAUUCACUCUUCUUGACAGUUUAUCCCCAUAAUUAUCUGUUUGAAGUUAAAGAUGAAGAAUAUUGCAUAGGAUGGCAGAGCAGUGUAAUGAAGUCAAGGGAUGGAACGGAAAUGACACUGUUAGGAGAUAUUGUAUUGUCGGACAAGCUCUUCGUGUACGACAUUGAAAAUCAGACAAUCGGAUGGACACAAUACGACUGUGGAUCAAGCAUUAAAAUAAAAGAUGAGAAGACCGGCAGCGUCUAUGACGUGGCAGCCCAUAACAUAAGUUCCAAUGGCAAUUGGUUGAGGGAUAACAGCGUAUCGUUCCUUUUGUUUAUAGCCGUUGUUCUCCACCUGAUUGCAUGAGCUUCUUUCAUGAGGAGACGAGGUUCACGAACUGCUGCUGCUCUCUUCUUUUGCAUCAUAGUACACUUUCGGACGAAGAAGGGCUGCCAUUCCCAGUCCUGAAGACAGUGAAGAAACAUUUUUGGGAAAUUUUCCCACCUUUUCCGGGCUCUGACAUCUUCUGACCACACACACACACACAGUGAAAGAAAGUUAGAAAAGUUGGUCUCUUUCUUUCAGACUUGUUUUAUGCUUCUCAUCCAAAUACUAUUGUUGUUAAUGUUGUAUCUUUUUAUUUCAUUUUUUGAUAUUAUUCUGCGUUUA
Molecule: messenger RNA, 2121 nt
Organism: Sesamum indicum (sesame)
Lineage: Eukaryota; Viridiplantae; Streptophyta; Magnoliopsida; Lamiales; Pedaliaceae
Product: aspartic proteinase 36
Biological process (GO): proteolysis
Molecular function (GO): aspartic-type endopeptidase activity
Source: RefSeq, a predicted model, not a curated record